This is a messenger RNA of Setaria italica (foxtail millet), 685 nucleotides long. RefSeq lists its product as uncharacterized. Lineage: Eukaryota; Viridiplantae; Streptophyta; Magnoliopsida; Poales; Poaceae. The transcript has a single exon. Bases 67 to 402 code for a protein of 111 amino acids. The record is from RefSeq and is a predicted model, not a curated record.
UCUCACAGGCGGCCCCCCAAUGCCGCCGCACACAAUCCCCCACAGCAACCAAGGCAAACCAGCACGAUGCGUCGCGAGGGUCGCCAGCACGGGUGGGUGUUCGCCGUCGACCGCAGCCUGGUGGACCCGGAGGGCAAGUCCCGCACGCGCGCCGUGCAGGUCGAGGGCGCCGCCGCGGCCAACGGCGGGUUCGUCAAGGCGCCGCGCAAGCCCACCAACCACUCCAAGCCCACCGUCGGCCGCGCGUACAAGGGCCUCAUCGGCAAGGGGGAGGCCGGAUCCGGAAGGGGCAGGAGCAAGUUCAAGCACGACGAGGUCAAGAUGUACUACCUCGAGGACGAGGUCCAGGGCGCCGACGACGCCUUCUUCGAUGCGAUGCAGGAGUUCUACUUCUGUCGUUAGGUUGCGCCGGUGGGCGUGGCCGCAUUGCCAGCAGGAAGAGUAGGGAGAUCGAUGUGAAGCUUUUUGCGUCUCUGGAGUGAGUCUGAAUCUGGAUGUGUUUUUUGGGAUGUGAAUAUGUGUUGCUUCGGUGAAUAAACUACGCUUUGUUGUCAGGAGGUUAAUUGUUUGGGAUCUCGAUUGUAAUUCAGAAUCGGAAAUCAAUCUUGAUCUCCCAAGUCCAAAUUGUAAAGUUGAAAUUUCGGCCAUGUGAGCUUUACUGUUUUGAAUCCUGAUCGUUUUGAAA